AUGUCCCUCGUAACCCUCCUCACUCGUCGACUCGCGCCUCGAUCGUCUCCAGUUCCCUUCCGUUGCCGUUACCACAUGAGUCAACUCGCGUCCUCCUCACCCAGCGCUUCAGCUGUCCACGCGCAGCUCGCGUCUCUCCAGGGGCAGAACUUCUUGUCCACAAUGGACCUCAACACGGCGCAGCUCACGGGGCUCCUCUCCAAAGCACAGGAGCUCAAACGCACGUGUUCGGGUCCUGACAAAGCAUCGGCUCCUAAGCCCCUUACGGGCGAGAGCUGCUCGAUGCUCUUCCAGAAACGCAGCACCCGCACGCGGCUGUCCAGUGAAACGGGCAUGUACUUACUAGGAGGCAAAGGCAUCUUCCUCUCGUCCGAAGACAUUCAAUUGGGUGUGAACGAGACGCUCAAGGACACGGCGCACGUGCUCUCGCGCUUCAACAGUCUCAUCCUGGCACGGGUAUACGCCCACAAGGACAUUCACGAGCUCGCCCAAUUGGCUUCCGUGCCGGUGAUCAAUGCCCUCUCGGACAAGUUCCAUCCGCUGCAGAUGCUGGCAGAUUAUCUCACGGUUCACGAGCACUUUGGUAAGAUUGAAGGACUCACGUUUGCCUGGGUGGGCGACGGGAACAACGUCCUGCAUGACUAUAUGCUGGCAGCUCCGAAACUUGGAGCGAAUAUCCAGAUUGCUACGCCGAAAGGCUAUGAACCGGAUCAGGAUGUCGUGGAUGAGACGAAACGACUGGCGGCACUUGCUGGUACGACGGUUGUCAUGACGACGGACCCGGUGGAGGCCGUGAAAGGUGCGAAUGUCGUGGCCACGGAUACGUGGAUCAGUAUGGGUCAAGAAGAGGAGGCGAAGAAGCGCCUUGCGGCGUUUGCAGGGUAUCAGAUCACGAACAAGAUGCUGGAGCACGCGGCGACGGACCAUGUGUUUUUGCACUGUCUGCCUCGUCACCAAGACGAAGUGGAUGAUGAGGUGUUUUACGGACCUCGCUCGCUGGUGUUUGACGAGGCGGAGAACCGACUGUGGACGGUCAUGGCGGUUUUUUCGUCGCUGCUGGGCAAGUUUUAG
Messenger RNA from Peronospora matthiolae, 1071 nucleotides. The record is from the annotation of a GenBank genome assembly. Lineage: Eukaryota; Oomycota; Peronosporomycetes; Peronosporales; Peronosporaceae.